Messenger RNA from Sitophilus oryzae (rice weevil), 315 nucleotides. RefSeq names its product DNA-directed RNA polymerase II subunit RPB4 (gene Polr2D). The transcript has 2 exons. Gene Ontology annotation, cellular component: RNA polymerase II, core complex; P-body. The record is from RefSeq and is a predicted model, not a curated record. Gene Ontology annotation, biological process: mRNA export from nucleus in response to heat stress; transcription initiation at RNA polymerase II promoter; nuclear-transcribed mRNA catabolic process, deadenylation-dependent decay. Gene Ontology annotation, molecular function: nucleotide binding; translation initiation factor binding. NCBI's taxonomy places the organism in Eukaryota, Metazoa, Arthropoda, Insecta, Coleoptera, Curculionidae. Bases 1 to 315 code for a protein of 104 amino acids.
AUGCUGCUGGAACAUCGAAAGGCGCAAAACGAAUCCGCCGAAGACGAACAAGAAUUCUCCGAUGUGUUCAUGAAAACGCUCACCUACACAGAUCGGUUCAGGAAAUUUAAAAAUAAGGAAACUAUUUCGGCUGUUAGAAAUUUAUUAAACCAGAAGAAACUGCACAAGUUCGAGCUAGCAGCGAUCGCAAACCUAUGCCCCGAAACAGCCGAAGAAGCUAAAUCUUUAAUUCCAUCGCUUGAAGGAAGGUUUGAGGAUGAAGAAUUGCAAACUGUCCUGGAAGAUAUCCAGACGAAACGAAGUAUCCAAUAUUAG